AGCCCGUGCAGAUCAUCCUAUCCUACUCGUAGAUCUACUCCUGAUCCUGGCUUUUUUCGAAGUAGCAUUACAUCUAUUGUAGCUGUAUCCUGUAUCGUCGAAAAAGAAAGACGAGGUAGACGAUUGCGGUAGUAAAAGAACUGCCACAGUGCCAGGCUGUGCCAGCCAGUAUUGCCAUCAGUUCUAAACAAAGACUGUGAAGUGUGAUGCCUGUAUCUGUGGCGUGAUUGUGCUUCACCCACUCACGUACUCGCUGGAUCAACUAUAGUAUAGUAUGAUCCACUUGAUUUGUUGAGGUCAGAGGAUAGCACAAGUGAGUUUCCUAAGACCUACUAACUAGGUCAUCGAUGUCUUCGUAUAUCAUGCCUAGUCCAAUUGACUCAGAAAAUUACUUCCACGAAGAAGAAGGAGCCAUGGACUCGCCAAGUCAGCAGCGCCGAAGGUCGGGUUCAUCAUCUCAGAGGAAAAGUGGUGGUGUCGUUCGUGCUUUGCGUGAACUGGGAAAGAGACCAUGGUUGCCCUCACCACUAGAUGCUGCGACCAAAUGGCUGACACCUUCAUACGAGACCAAGAACGAGGACUUCAGACGUCUGUUCAAGUCUUUGCCACCCAAUGCUAUGCUCUUAGACGACUAUUCUUGCGCACUACAGAGAGAUAUCCUAGUCCAUGGUAGAAUGUACGUGUCUCAGGAUCACGUCAGCUUUUACGCCAAUAUUUUUGGAUGGGAGACCAUUGUUGUCAUACCUCUGAAGCGGAUUACCAGUGUGACACGCGAGAAGACUGCUCACGUGUUUCCAAAUGCUAUUCAGAUUUUACUCAGUGAUGGUGUAGAAAUCAAUGGGACAUUUUCCAGUGACCCGAAGCCUCAUUCAAGCACUGGGGCUACUGGAGCCACUGCACCAGCACCAGUGGAAACGUCAGGGGAAACUGAUCGCACAACUCGGCACAACAAGCUCUGGUUUACGUCUUUUGUUUCCCGUGACACGACACACACAGUUCUUAUGAAGGCCUGGCAAAAUGUUCUUGUGGAUAGUCCUCUUUCGCCUGUACAGCUGCGCAACUUUGCGUGUCGUUGCUGGGGAGAGAAGCCUGACGUUACACCAGCCAUGGCGCGUGCCAUCAUGAGUGAUGCAUCGAUCGUUGCGGGUGACACUGGCAGCGCUAGCACUGGCAGUGACUUCGCGUCAUCCGGCAGUGUGUGCGGGGACGCUACGGUGGCAGCGGAUACUGGUGACUUUGAACUAGUUCAACAAUCCAGCGAGGCAAAAGACAAGCAAGAGAGUGUGGAUAUGGAGAGCUGUGAGCCAGUGGUGGAGGACACAAUGCCUGAACCGGAUGAGCCUGUACAGUGUGGCUGCACUGUUCACAAGGAGACUUAUCUCAACCAGACAUUCAACUGCUCGGUAGAUAUCCUGUUUCAGCUUCUCUUUACCAACUCUGAAUUCUACAAAGUGUUCUGCCGGGAGCACAAGACAAUAGAUCUUCGAAUGCAGGAGUGGACACCUACUGAUGGUGAUGGCCAACGUCGUGAGGUUACGUAUACCUUAACGCUGAACAAGACGAUGGGUCCGAAGUUCUCACCAACCACCGAGACGCAGCACUGCUUGGAAGGAAGUUCUCCUGGAAAGAUGUAUCGAGUUGAUGUUGAGGUGUGCAAUGGUGGCAUUCCAUACGGCGACGUCUUCUGCACGGAGCAUCGCUACUGUCUGACGUAUCUCUCUCGGUUCCAGUCUCACUUGCACGUCGGAGCUGAUAUUCACUACCGGAAGUCUUGCUGGGGUCUUGUCAAGACAUUCAUUGAACGCCACUGCUUUCAAGGAAUGGAGAGCUACUACAAGGACCUGGCAAACAGUCUGGACGAGGAAUGCCUCAAGCUACCGACUCCGGCUGGUGUCAACUCGCAUCGGCCAUCUCGCUCGCCCAGUCUGUCUGGCAGCUUAGCAUCGCUUCCCAGUGAUAAAGCAUCCUCUGCAAGUGUGCAACAAGACCAGCUGAGUGAGAGCAGCACCCCUGCAGCUGACAAUGUAAACGCUGUGUGUCGGUGCGGGGCUUCCAUCUCAUCUGGCAAGCGUUCCGGCAGCUCUCGUUCAACGAGCCCCGCUCAGUUGUCCUCCGCAGCCUCGGCACCAGCGUUAUCCGAGCCCGUGUGGACGUUUUCAAACAUCCUCAUGGUUUGCCUGCUGGUUGCUCUCAUCUUGAAUAUCCUACUUCUGCUUCGCCUCACCUUCCAUACUCCGGUCAUGUUAAACCAAGCACAAUCGUUUGGCUCCGCUGAGGACGUCUUUGCAGCGCAGCUGGACCAGUGGAAGGCCGCUAUGUUCCGGCGGCAGCAAGCACUUCAAACGUCGUUCGAUGCAUUUCCGCAGCUCUCACAGGGCGUAGCUGAUUACCUCGUGCCCCCGUUGGAGGACAAAUAGUGACGCAGGCUCAUUGCGUCACUUCUUGUCAUGUCUUGUGCGGUAUGUGAAGAUCGUCCACGUGUAGUUUCCAUGCAGGUGCUUGGCUUUAUAAACAGUUCUUGAGAAUGUUCAGUGUUCUAACCUCUCUCUCUCUCUAUCAUUUCAGCUUCCUAUAUUGAUCUCUUUUUUUAAUUACAUCAAAGCGUGCAGAAUUUUCUCAUUUUUAUCCAACCAAUGGUUGUCAUGAAAUCAUUUACACUUGUCCACUUUCAUACAAAUUAGGCAGCCGUUCCCCCAUUGCAACCUGGACCGUUUUGUCCUGUUUUGUUUCAUUUUGACUUGAUGUUGCAUGCCAUUGCACGAAACUUCUCACAAAAUCACAUCGCUUCACUAGCAUCUGGCUUUGGCUUUUUAUAGUCCAUCGUCCAUUACUGGCAUUAGUCACCCGCCUCGCUACUGUGCUUAACCAUUGCAUUGCUCGCCAACGACACUUGCGGUCACUUUUCAACUUGUUUGUGUGUAGGCAACAUGCAGCUGGCUUUGCUGUUACCUACUUUGUUUUAUUAUCGAAAUGGUGAUAGUCCUGGUGUUUUAAAUGUUCUUUUCAGAUUUAAUCAUCUCAUUAUUUUUUAAUCACAACCUUGUCGAAGUCAUUAUCGGAACAAAGUGCUAAUUUGCGCUUCUUCUUCUUCUCUUUUGAUAUCCAUCCAAUCGUUGUGUGUAGUGGCCAGUGAUCUAGUUCUAGUUUGUAUCCAUAUAGAAUCUA
Molecule: messenger RNA, 3165 nt
Organism: Sycon ciliatum
Lineage: Eukaryota; Metazoa; Porifera; Calcarea; Leucosolenida; Sycettidae
Product: protein Aster-B-like
Exons: 8
Coding region: 348-2417 (689 amino acids)
Biological process (GO): intracellular sterol transport
Cellular component (GO): endoplasmic reticulum membrane; endoplasmic reticulum-plasma membrane contact site; plasma membrane
Molecular function (GO): sterol binding; sterol transfer activity
Source: RefSeq, a predicted model, not a curated record